AUGCCGGAGCUCGUGUCGAUCGUGAAAACCCCCAAGGAGGCCUUCAUGGGUAUGGUAGACAAAGGCGUGUCGAUGGGCGGCGGCUCGUCCUUCAAGAUCUUCCACCAGUCUUUCUACGCGGGUUGCUACAUAGGCUUCGGGGGCAUGCUGUCGAUGGUGGUGGCUGGCGGCCUCGACAGCGCAGCCCAGGACAACCCUACCAUCCAGACAUUCGUAUUCGCUGCACUUUCCGCUGUGAAUCUGCUGAUCAUCCUCCUCACAGGUGGGGUGCUGAUCCAGGUACAGCGGCGACCGUGCCUGCCGCGGUGUUUGAAGGCAAGCUGCACCGGAUGCAGAUCCUGA
This is a messenger RNA of Prorocentrum cordatum, 342 nucleotides long. The record is from the annotation of a GenBank genome assembly. Lineage: Eukaryota; Dinophyceae; Prorocentrales; Prorocentraceae.